AUGACUAUCGCCCAGACAAAGCCCUAUCAAAAGAGAAAGAUUAUCAUCUUCUCCGACUUCGACGGCACAAUCUUCCUACAAGACACAGGCCAUGUCCUAGUAGACAACCUCGGCUGCGGCGCAGCCUACCGCCAAAAACUCGAAGAACAAUUUAAAACCGGCGAGCGAACCUUCCGUGAAAUCUCAGAUGAUAUGUGGGGAUCCCUCACAAUCCCCUUCGGCGACGGCUUCGACAUAAUGGAAAAAACCCUCGAACUGGACCCUGGCUUCCGAGAAUUCCACCAAUACUGCGUCGCCGAGGGUUUCCCCUUCAACGUAAUCAGCGCAGGCUUGAAACCCGUUCUGCAGCGCACACUGGAUCUAUUCCUAGGAGAGGAAGAGGCUUCUUCAAUCGAAAUCGUCGCAAACGACCUCCAAUCAUCAAGCGGCGGUACGCCCUGGAAACCCGUCUGGCGCGACAACACCGACUCGGGCCACGAUAAAGGCGAGAGCGUGCAGAAAGCACGCGCAAAAGCACAGUCCGAAUGCGAGCCCGACGAGAUGCCCUUAAUCAUCUUCAUCGGCGAUGGCGUGUCUGAUCUCGCCGCCGCCCGAGAGGCAGAUGUCCUCUUUGCUCGACGCGGUCUGCGACUCGAGGAAUACUGUAUCGAGCAUGGGAUCCCGUAUACGCCUUUCGAUAACUUCUCGCAGAUUAAGAAGGAGGUUGAGGCGAUUAGUCUGGAGGAUCAGAAGAAGACCGGUGGUGUGGGUAAGCCUGUGCGGUAUAAUCCGCGUGCGAAUAUGUGGAGGAGGAUUUCGAGUAAGGAGGCUGUUCCGACGCUUAUGGCUAAGGCUACGCCUUCGCAGGACGAGAAGAUGACGCUUUGGCCGGAUUAUUUCUCUCAGCCUAAGCAGCCUCAGCCGGAGACGAUUACGGAGUGA
Penicillium vulpinum is the source of this 921-nucleotide messenger RNA. RefSeq lists its product as uncharacterized. Lineage: Eukaryota; Fungi; Ascomycota; Eurotiomycetes; Eurotiales; Aspergillaceae. The record is from RefSeq and is a predicted model, not a curated record. Gene Ontology annotation, molecular function: phosphatase activity. The transcript is spliced from 4 exons. The coding region runs from base 1 to 921 and encodes 306 amino acids.